Oldenlandia corymbosa var. corymbosa is the source of this 4126-nucleotide messenger RNA. NCBI's taxonomy places the organism in Eukaryota, Viridiplantae, Streptophyta, Magnoliopsida, Gentianales, Rubiaceae. The record is from the annotation of a GenBank genome assembly.
UGCCUCUUCACGUAAACAAGCAUUUUCAGACCCAACGCCCAUUUACUAAAGUUUCUAGUUAACCAUGGUUAAUUUUAUUUUAAAAUUAUUUCCCUAAACCGACUUAAGCUAGAGAGGAGACAAUUUGCUCUUACUAAAUUUUUUUUUCUGCACUUUGGUAACCCUCCUUUUAAACCCUGCCCAAGGCAUUUCCAGAAUAAAAUUAUUUUACCGAGAAGGGAGGGUCCGGAGGCAGGAAAGGGGAGAGCUCGAGAGUUGAAGAAGGGGUUAAGGUAAUUAAGGCCUAACCUUCAAUACUUAUAUUUUGAUUUUCUAAAUCAUCCUCUUUGAUAUUAGUUGCUGAAUUUGGGAAUUCUUGGGAGUUUGGAAUAUUUGAAUUUGGUUACAAGUGAAGUGAUUUGGGUAUCUACAGUUGGGGUCGGUUCCGGGCUAGAUGACUAGCUCGCCUUUUGUUAAUUUUGUUAUUCCAAUUGGUAAUUUAUCUGAUUGAUCCAAGUUUCGUCAUCUCCUAAUGAUUUUAGUGAAAUUGAGUUUGAAAUUUGAGGCCUAUGGCCGAGAGGUUGGAAACAUAAGAAGAGAAUCGUUACUAAUGAUUAUUGUGCAUGUUUAGAGUAAUAAGCUCAUUGACUAUUGAUGUUGUUGCAACUCUCAUUAAUUUGAUUUCUGGAAUUGGAUUAGAGAGUAGAAGUGUUGAUGAUGAUGAUGCCUCUGUUUCAUUUUUAUUUUUAAUUAUGUGCAUGAAUGGGAGAAUGGAGAGAAAUAUGUCAUGUGGUUAAACUUUUAAUUCAUGGAUUCCAUGCUGUGUUUGGGUCACUGGAAAUUGUUCAUAGAAUAAUAUAAAAUGAAUAUUGGAUUAUCUAAGAGUCAUGGUUGAUUUGGAAAUGAUUGUAUGACAUUGGAAACAAGACAAAGCUUGCUUGAUGGUUUCUCAAAAGUGCAGGAAAAAUCAGAUUAUGUCCCUCUAUUUUCAGGCUUGUUUCUCCUAGGCCUUGACCUCUUUUCCGAAUUUUCUUUAUAUCGAACUCUUCUUCAUUUAGUGUAGAUUAAUGUGGUUUUUACGAAUCAUAAAACGAACUUCUAGUUUGUUUAAAAAUCUAAUUUGAACAUGACAUUAUCGUUGCUGAAAAAUACAGAAAAUUCAGAAUAGAUUCCUUCUGUUAUCAGCCCUUUUUCUCCUAGGUUUUGAACUCUUUUCGGAUUUUCUUUUUGUGAAAUUGUUUUUUCAUUCAGUGUACUUUGUUGUGGUUUUUACGGAUUAUUAAAUGGACUUCAAAUUUGUCCAGAAAUCAAGGUUGAACUUGACUUGUCAGUUCUGAAAUUUUCUGUCAGAAAAAUCAGGUUUGGGCUACUGUUUUAGGAGGCUCGUUCUGCUUGACUUUUGGUCCUUUUUCGCUAAACUCUUUUGAUAAAACCCCUCUUUGUUUAUCGAGGUUCAAUGUUGUUUUGAUAGAUUGCUGAAACAAUGAAUGAGUUGGGCAAAAAUGAAUCUUGAAAACGGCCACUUAGUCACCUCAGUUCUGAAAAUUCAGAACUGAGGCUUUGAAAGGCUAAUUUGAAGUUUCUGGUUCCUUUGACUCUGAACCCUUUUCUAAUACAACUUCCACACUUUGUUUUCUGUCCAUGGCGUGUUUUAUAGGCUGCAAAAUUAGUCACUUGGGUACUUGAAAUUCCACUUGGAACUCGGGACAAAGAUAACUCAUUUGUAGAGGUGAGUGUUCCUCCUGGGACUUGCAUGUGAUUGUCUCCCCCAAUGUACUCAUGACUAAAUGAAUGUCUUUAUGCUUUUAUUGAAUAUACUUCUAAAUGUUGUUGCUAUUUAAUGAAUGAAAUGCAUGUUAUUAUAUGACCCAAAGUGUAUUUUACCACUUCGGGAUAAAUGCUGUGUGUUUAAUGACUGAAGGUAUAUGAAGUGAUUGUGUUAAUCUGCUAUGAGUAUAGUUUAGGUCUACACCUUGCUAUCUAUGAUAUGGUGUAUAGAUUGUGAUAGUUUCUCUUUUACAACGAGACUAAUGUUUCUAUAUUUUAUAGACAUUUUCACUAAAGUAGAUCAGAUCAUCACAAUGUGAUUAUUAUUCUCAUUUCAGAUAAUAUUAAUGCCUUAAAAUAGUUUCUGUUUCACGACGCCUUGAGCGAGUGAUCACUCGGCGGGCGGCCUAAGUGUUAUUAAGCUUGUCCAAAUGAGCUGUCGAAUUUUGGGGCCAUUACAGAUUUGUUUUGGGCUGAUGUUAUUAAAGCCUGCAGAUUCAUAUUGGGCUCGAAGGCUCAUUACAUUUCGGCUCAUUACUCCCGCGGAAUGUCAUGGAAUAGGGGUUCAAUGAAGCCCUAAAAUCCUUAUUAUUAGAUUCGAGAAAAGUCAGUAAGCUCCAAUUCAAUCUGAGCAAAAUUUAUCUGGAGAAUUCGGAUUGAAUCUAUACGAAAGUUCAUAGGGUCUCCAAAAUCUGUGUUCUAGGGUUUAUAGUUCGUGGGGUUUAGCAGUAGUACGACAUCGUAUUGAAGGUCGUUUUGCGAAGCAGCAAUGGAGGAGGAGAAUCCGAGCUCGAAGAGACAAAAGGUUGGAGGCGACGGCGUUGCACCACCACCACUGGCUUCAGUUGUAGAAAAUGCAUUACUUCCCCUGGCCUCGUACGAUGAUGAUGACGAGAAGGUGGUUGAGGAUGUGAAUGUGGUGGUUCCUCAAAAUAUGAACCACGAGGUUGACGAUGAUGAUGAUGAUGAGGAAGAGCAUUUUGGAAACGGCAAUGUCGGGAACCGUAAUCGGUCUAUUGAUUUGAGGCGAGAUUGCCCUUAUCUGGAUACCGUUAAUCGACAGGUUUUGGAUUUUGACUUUGAGAAAUUUUGCUCUGUUUCCCUCUCCAAUUUGAAUGUAUAUGCAUGUUUGGUUUGUGGGAAGUACUUUCAAGGGAGGGGGCAGAAAUCCCAUGCAUAUACUCACAGUCUGGAAGCCGGACACCAUGUAUACAUUAAUCUUCGGACGGAGAAAGUUUAUUGCCUCCCUGAUGGCUACGAAAUUAUUGACCCAUCACUGGAUGAUAUACGACAUGUUCUUAACCCAAGGUUUUCUAGGGAACAAGUUGAGCAGCUUGACAAGAAUAAGCAGUGGUCUAGGGCACUUGACGGAUCAGAUUAUCUUCCCGGAAUGGUGGGACUGAAUAACAUCAAGGAGACUGAUUUUGUUAAUGUGACUAUUCAAUCCUUAAUGCGAGUUACUCCUCUGAGGAAUUUUUUCCUUAUCCCGGAAAACUAUCAGCACAGCAAAUCUCCGCUUGUUCAUCGGUUUGGAGAGCUUACACGAAAGAUUUGGCAUGCAAGAAACUUCAAGGGACAGGUUAGUCCUCAUGAGUUCUUGCAGGCAGUUAUGAAAGCCAGUAAAAAGCGGUUUCGAAUUGGUCAACAGUCUGACCCAGUUGAGUUUAUGUCAUGGCUACUUAAUACUUUACAUACAGAUCUCAGGACUUCAAAGAAAAGUAGCAGCAUCAUACACCAGUGCUUUCAGGGAGAACUGGAGGUAGUGAGGGAAAUUAAUAGUCGGCCCAUGAUUGAAAGAAAAGAAAAUGGAGAUGCUGGAGAAAACGGAAGUGAGGUGCCUCAUCUUCAUUCAGAGCAGAUGCCAUUCUUAAUGCUUGGUUUGGACUUGCCACCACCCCCACUGUUCAAAGACAUUAUGGAGAAAAAUAUUAUUCCACAGGUCCCCCUUUUCAACAUCCUGAAGAAAUUUGAUGGUGAGACAGUGACGGAAAUUGUGCGACCUAAGAUGGCCAGGAUGAGGUAUCGUGUGACUAAGCUGCCAAAAUACCUAAUUCUCCAUGUGCGGCGGUUUACAAAGAAUAACUUCUUCGUGGAGAAAAAUCCUACACUGGUCAAUUUUCCUGUGAAGAAUCUAGAGCUCAAGGACUACAUUCCACUUCCAGCGCCAAAAGAGAAUGAAAAACUACGGUCCAAGUAUGAUUUGAUUGCGAAUAUCGUUCAUGAUGGCAAACCGGGGGAAGCAAGACACAACUUUGAUCAUUGUUGUUGGUCUCCUAGGUAUGAGAUGCAAGAUCUCCAUGUCUCGGAAACACUUCCUCAGAUGGUUGCACUUUCGGAAACAUACAUGCAGAUUUAUGAACAGCAGCAGCAAUUACAUUAA